AUUACAAAAAUGACAAAUUUAGAAGAUCUUUGUAGAAUAUGUCUUAGUGCAGAGUUUGAGGAUUUACAUCAAAUAUUUGAAGAAUCUCUCAGUAAUAAAAUUAUUAUAAUUACAGGCAUGGAUCUCCUUCAAACCGAUGCAUUACCAAAAAAAAUUUGUAGGAAUUGCCGAUUGCAAUUGGAAAAAUCAUAUUACUUUCGAAUGACGGCAAAGCAGAGUGAAAUCAGAUUAAAGAAGUUUAUGAGGCUGAAAAAUCAAAAUAAGGAAGCAAAUCAUGUCCUGCAGAAAGACUACAUUGAUGAUGAUAUUGAAGAAUAUGAAGAACAAUUAUCGGAAACUUAUUGCUAUUUUAAUGACAUCUCGCAACAAAUCGAAGAUGAAAAGCGCAAAGUCAUCCACGAGGAGCUCAUAAAAUUGAAAUCAAAAUUUGAAUUACCCGAAACUCCAGAAAAAGCUUUGUUUAUUCCAAAAAGGCCAGCUGGCAAACCCGUAGUUUUACUCAAUAAAUGUCCACAAAAUGCAUCAUCUUCAAAUUUAGUUCCAACGCUUCGUCGAAAACGGAAAACUGAUGAAAUUGAAUCUGAACUUCCAAUAGAAAUCAGUGAAGUUCAAAUGGUUGAUAAUGGAGAAUAUGAAAUAAGAAUUUUACAGACGGACGCUGAAGGAAAUGAGGAACUUCAGCUUGUAGAAAUAGAAAAGUUUGAAAAACACCCACAAAUUGAGAUCAUACCUGAAAAUGCGAUUGUGGAGUUUCAUGAAGUUAUUGAAGAUGUUCUUGAAACAGUUGAAAAGAAAAAGUCACCAGCAAAAAAGAAAGCAAAGAAAAUUUCAAAACCUGUUUCAGAACCGGAAAAUCCAGAACCAGCAAAAUCACCACAAGUAGUUCAAGACCCAGCAACUGAGUACUAUUUUAAAAUCAUUGAUGAAUCUGACGAGCCAGAAGUUGACGAAAAUAAUGAAAAGAAAAUUUUUCAAUGUGCUUACAAAGAUUGUAAGGAAGCAUUUUCAAGAAGGCAGCAAUGCAAGACUCAUUACUACAAUCACUUAGCUGUAGAUUCAAACUACAGCUGCAAACACUGUUCGAAGAAGUUUAAGGUUCAAUCAGCUUUAGAAAGACAUGAGAGGGUUCAUAAUAAUUCUAAGCCAUUUAUUUGUGAAACUUGUAACAAAGGGUUCUCACAGAAGGAAAUGCUUAAACGUCACCUUAUGAUUCACUUGCCAAUUGAAGAAGCAAAGUUUGUUUGUCACAUAUGUAAUAAACGAUUUAGGCAAAAAGAUCCCAUGAGACAGCAUAUACUGAAGGUUCAUUCAAAUACUGAUGUUAUGAAAAAACGAUGUCAUCUGUGCGAAAAGGAAUUUGCACAUUCAUCUGGAUUGAGCAGACAUUUGUUGAAUCAUACUGGUAAAAAAUUCACAUGCGAAAUUUGUCAACGUAUAUUUACUGAUAAAUCAGCUUUCAAGAGGCAUGGUUCAGUUCAUUCUAAAUCCUAA
This is a messenger RNA of Chironomus riparius, 1491 nucleotides long. The record is from the annotation of a GenBank genome assembly. NCBI's taxonomy places the organism in Eukaryota, Metazoa, Arthropoda, Insecta, Diptera, Chironomidae.